AUGGACUGGCGCUAUAAUCAGCGUGCCUCUAGCUCCAGGCAAUCGUACAACUACAACUACGAUCAGUACUACUACUCCGACGAGGAAGACGACGAAUAUCCGCCUCGAUACCAGUAUCAGAGCCGCAACCAGGAACUCGAACCCCAACCCAGCUACACGCAACGCUCUCCCUCACCAGAUUCUGAAAUCAGACACCAGCCACCUACAGACGUACAAGGGCCCAAGAAAGGCAAAGAAAGCAUGUCGUCCUGGCUCUCGCGCACGGCGUCCACCUCGCAGGCGCAAUUCGCCGCCACAGCCCUCGUGUCAGGCGCAGUGGUCGCAGGCGCGAUAUUCGGGUACCAGCAUGUGCGGCGGCAGGAGAGGGUCGAGGAUCUGAAGAGCUCGAUCCCGGCGCUGGGGCGGAGCCAUCAGGCUGAUAAGGGUUUGCUCGUGCUGAUGGACGAAGUGAAGCUCACGGAUUUUGGGGCGGCUCCUUCGAAGACGGGGAUGAGUAAGGAGGAUGAGAGGAGUUUGGAGUUUGCGGAGAGGGCGCAGCGGGGGGAUUAUGACGAUGGUUUGUCCUGGGGAAAUUCUCGGGCUGUCGAGGGAGAAGUGCUGACGUGGGAGGCAGAACUCAUUCUGGAACAACUUGCCCGGAACAGAGUCUUUCUCAAGGAUGAAGGUCUUGCGAAGCUUCGAUCGGCUUUCAUAAUCGUGGUGGGAUGUGGAGGGGUAGGAUCUCAUUGCACGGCAGCGCUCGCCCGCUCGGGUGUUUCUCGAAUCCGCCUCAUCGAUUUCGACCAGGUUACUCUAUCCUCCCUCAACCGCCAUGCAGUAGCUACACUUGCAGAUGUUGGAACACCGAAGGUGUCAUGCCUGAAGAAGAGACUACAGCAAGUCACACCCUGGGUGCACUUUGACCUCUGCAACGAACUGUUCGGCGCAAGUGCUGCCUCGAGAUUACUUGGAGACUGGGAGGGUCGGAAACCAGAUUACGUCGUAGACGCCAUUGACAACAUCGACAGCAAAGUCGCUCUGCUCGAAUAUUGCUACAAGAAUCAACUCCCCGUCAUCUCCUCAAUGGGGGCAGGGUGCAAGUCCGACCCAACACGUAUCUUCAUCGGCGACAUAUCGGCUAGUACCGAAGACCCUCUUUCUCGCGCCACACGCACGCGUCUCCGUAAGGUCGGCGUAGCGUCUGGCAUCCCAGUUGUCUUCUCGACCGAGAAACCCGGCCCAGGAAAAGCCCAGCUGCUCCCGUUACCGGAAGAAGAGUACGCCAAAGGAUCAGUCGGCGAGCUUGGUGUGCUACCUGAUUUCAGAGUCAGGAUAUUGCCAGUCUUGGGUACCAUGCCUGCGGUGUUUGGAUAUGCGGUUGCAAACCAUGUUAUCCUGCAGGUUGCGGGGUACCCGAACGAGUACGUCCCUGCGAAGGGGAGGGAGAAGAUGUACGACAGCAUCCUCGCCGCGCUGCAAGGGUCGGAGGAGAAGCUGGUCAGGGCUACCGUGCCUGGGGAGGACGCGAGGGGCUUGAAGACGGGUAUCACUGUUGCGGAUGUGGGAUACGUGGUCGAAGAAGUGUACAGGGGCAAGAGUGCCAUCAGCGGCAUCUCUACGAGACUCACACUGGUCAGGUGGCGGAAGCCGGAGGGCAGCAUGGUCGAACUGGGCGUAGAGGGGCAAAAGAGCAGCAAGGUGAAGGCGAGGGAGCUGGUGUGUAUGACCAAGGAAGAAGGGGCCAGGCAUGAGAGAGAGGUGGUCAACGGGAUGAAGAGCCCGGAGGAGAUGUAUGAUAGGGAGACGGUGGCGUACGUCGAAGCGAGGAUCAGGGAGGAGAUUGGAUACGAGAAAUACAGAUGA
Molecule: messenger RNA, 1842 nt
Organism: Drepanopeziza brunnea f. sp. 'multigermtubi' MB_m1
Lineage: Eukaryota; Fungi; Ascomycota; Leotiomycetes; Helotiales; Drepanopezizaceae
Source: RefSeq, a predicted model, not a curated record